This is a messenger RNA of Colletotrichum truncatum, 1569 nucleotides long. NCBI's taxonomy places the organism in Eukaryota, Fungi, Ascomycota, Sordariomycetes, Glomerellales, Glomerellaceae. The record is from RefSeq and is a predicted model, not a curated record.
AUGGCAGAAAACGACAGCUUUGUGCAAGAUGGCGAGGUCCAUAGCAAUACAAGCCAGCCGACGGUGGUUCUGGCAACUGCAAUAUUGGUGUUGCUUCCUUUAGCUAUUGUUUUGAAAAGGUUUCUUUUUCCAACAUUCGACCCUCGCGAGCCUCCGGUUCAGCGGCCAAAAGUGCCCUUUUUCGGGCACGUCAUUUCUCUCAUAAGAGAAGGGGCAAACUUCAAUAACCGACUCUACAAGGAAAGACGCCUGCCAAUUUGCACGUUGCCUAUGCUGCACGGCAAGAUGUACGUGGUGAACUCUCCGGGCCUGAUCGCCGCAGCGAUGCGCAAUCACAAUAUCUCUUUCUAUCCGUUCCAACUCGAGGGCUCGGCUACGAUUUUUGAUUUCCCGCAACAUCACAGGGAGAUGCUUGCGGACAUCAAAAUUUUGCAAGACGUCGGGAAGUUAAUGGCCUCGACGCUUAUGAAGGAGUCGCUGCAAGCAGUUAAUAAUGCGUCUCUGGGAUACUGCGCUGAAGUUUUGAACGCUAUCCGGCCUGGUCCCAUGCCUAAGAGCGUUCCCGUAUGGGAUUGGGUGCAGGAGGUCAUGGCCAUGGCUGCUGUUAAGGCCUUGUUCGGGAAGAACAACAUGUGGGAAAAGGAAAAUUUUGAGGAUUUGUGGACUUUCGACGAAAGUUUGGCUGUCUUGGCCGCAAAUGUAGCGCCUAAUCUUCUGGCCCCCAAAGCCGUGACUGCUCGUCGCCGCAUGACUGCGUUGAUGCGGUCGUUCUACGCCGAACACUUGGAUGAAAGCCCCGACGUUGCGAACAUUGUCAAGGGACGCGCCAAGUACUUGAGAGGGGUGGGGAUACCGUCCGAUGAACUCUCCAUUAUUGAGUACGUGAUACCCUGGGCGGCGACCACCAACACUAUACCAAUGACUUUCUGGUUAUUGGUGAGCGUGUUCUCCAACUCAGAGUACAUUGAACGUAUAAGGAAAGAGGUCAUGGCAAUCACCGAGAUUGUUGAGAGCAAAGAGGGGGAUGGUCGUGAUGCGACGAUCCAUACGAAAAAUCUAGAAGCAGCUUGCCCCUUCUUGGUAGCUUGUUAUCAUGAGGUUCUCAGACUGUACGUCGCCCAGGUCUUCAACCGACGUGUAAUGGAGGACUUGACUCUCGAGGAUACAGAUGGGCGGCAAUACUUGCUCAAAAAGAACACCAACAUGCAGUGGGCGACAAGUGUCACCCAUCUCAUGCCAGAAAUCUGGGGGGAUGAUGUUGAGUCUUUCAGACCAGAGCGUUUCCUCGAUGUCACGCCAGAAGAUGAGAGGCGAAGGCGCGGAGUCAUGCUUCCGUUCGGCGGAGGCCGACAUCUAUGCCCGGGACGAUUCUUUGCCCAGACCGAGAUCGUAGGUUUCGUUGGCGCGCUUGCUCUCGGUUUCGACUUGGAGGAUGUUGAAGUGCCUCCCGCUGGAGUGCCGGCCUUGGCUGCGGCUGCGAGACAUCCUGCUAAGGGAAGGGGAAAUGAACAAAUCCAGAUUUCACGACGGAACGGCUGGGAGGAUGUUAACUGGCAGUUUGUAUGUUGA